UCGACGAUAUUAAACAUCGCUAGAAGACUUUUUAAAAAUCACAGAGGGGUAAAAACCAGUUUGAAAUAUGCGUAAAAUAGAAAAUGGGUACUGUACGGAGUAUCAGCCAUUACUUAAAGACCCCAAAGAACCAGAUGAAACACUUCAAAUAAAGGUUCCCAGUAAGACACUUCUCAUGGCAGUAGCAGCUGCAUGUAUUGGAGGAACCUUUCAGUAUGGAUACAACAUAUCUAUUAUAAAUGCUCCUACUAAGGCUGUGCAGGUUUUUAUUAAUCAGACCUGGCUGGACCGCUACAACACCCACAUUUCUGCACAGCUACUCAUGCUCCUCUGGUCCUCCAUUGUGUCCGGGUUCACCAUCGGUGGUCUAGUAGGCUCUAGUGUGGGUGGUAUGCUGGCCAUUAGAUUUGGAAGAAAAGGGGCUCUGUUAGUUAACAACACCUUUGCUCUGCUGGCUGCUCUGCUGAUGGGGUUGAGCUAUUUUGCUGGAGCCUUUGAGCUGCUUAUCAUCGGACGCUUUCUGUCAGGUGUAAAUGCAGGUGUUGGAAUCUGUGUGCAGCCACUUUACCUGGGAGAGGUAGCACCCAGACCUCUGCGUGGUGCCAUGGGGAUGAGCACUUCCAUUUUUCUUACGGGGGGAAUUCUCAUGGGACAAUUGAUUGGACUGAAAGAGCUGCUAGGCAGGGAUGAGUACUGGCCAGUCCUCCUCUCCAGCACCUGUGUUCCUGCCCUGCUGCAGCUUGUCCUCCUGCCCUGGUUCCCAGAGAGCCCACGCUAUCUGCUCAUUGACCGUGCCAAUGACCUCGCCUGCAACCUGGCCCUUAAGCAGCUUCAUGGUGAACAAGACUACCACAGAGAGAGAGAGGAUAUAGAGAAAGAAAGGCUCAGUGCCUCAGGGAUUAGACCCAAGAAGCCGUGGGAGAUGUUUACUGACCGAAGCGUCCGCUGGCAACUCCUCACUGUCAUCGUCAUCAACAUGGCACAGCAAUUAAAUGGCAUCAACGCUAUUUAUUUCUACACAGGCUAUGUGUUCACCCAGGCUGGAAUUCCAGCUGACCAGAUUCCAUAUGCUACCGUGGGAACUGGAGCAUGUGAAUGUAUCACGGCACUUAUUUGUUGUGGGCUAAUCGAGAUGCUGGGUAGGCGUGCACUUAUAAUCGGAGGAUACUUCCUCAUGGCCCUGUGUUGCAUCUGCUUUACUGUGACCCUCACCUUCCAGGAUUCUAGUUCCUGGAUGCCCUAUCUCAGCAUGGUGUGUGUUUUUGCCUUCAUCCUCAGCUUUGGCCUAGGACCAGGUGGUGUAACUAAUGCUUUGAUCACAGAGCUGUUCACCCAGAUGACUCGACCUGCUGCGUAUAUGAUUGCCGGAUCAGUGAAUUGGCUCAGUUUCUUUUUCAUAGGGAUGGUGUUCCCCUUCAUAGUGAAUGGACUUACACAGUACUGCUUCCUUGUGUUUCUGGUUGUCUGCUGCCUUGUGGCAACAUUCAUCUUCUUUGUUGUUCCCGAAACCAAAAACAAGACAUUUCUUGAAAUCGAGGCCGAGUUCCUUUCUAGAGACAGGAAGGGGACUGUUGCUAGCAGCACAGAUGGUUUUGUGAUCUCCACAUCGUUUUAACCCACAGUCAUGUUCAUCUUCAGUCAGGUCCAUCUUCCUGUAGCCCUUAAGUGCUUAUUCUGACUUGUGUAGAACAAAACUGACUGAUUCCCGGAUGUUCAUUGUUCCAGUAUCCAUCAAAGUAACCAUAAACAACAAAAUAUUUGUGACAGCUAGUGCUGUUUAUCACCAAGGUGCUAUUUGGCACAUACCAUAUUAUGGUGUGGACCUCUUUGUUUUACCCUAAAACCCAACAAUGUAACGAUGACACAUGAUGAGGACGUGGGUUGCCGAGGAAAUUCUCCAUGAAAAAAAAUGUAUUUAUUAAACAACAGGAACAAAACCAAAACAAAACACAAAGAACAAGAACAAACACUAAACCAAACUGAUGACAACACACAGACUUAAAUGCACACCUUAACAAAGGCUGUGACAAGCAACAGGUGAAACAGAUGAGUAACUAACUAGACAGGGCAUGGUAAUGAGGGAACACACAACCACCCACGCAUAUACAGUCAAUCACCAACAGGACAUCACGCUGAAAUGGGGAGAAGUCUAGGAGGAGGGGGCUGUGCCGAACCACCAACACAGAGCUCAUGCUUGUGGCAAUUUUACCAGCCUGGAUGUCAUCUCAGACAAAGCAGAAUGAACACAUUAUGAAUAAUAAUGAAGAGACAAUUAAUAUGUUUUCAAAUCAAUUUUAAAAUUCUAUUAAAAAUGAAGGUUCUCAUUCUGUUUUUGUAAGCCCAAAAACUUCGUGGUCAUCAUGUAACAUACAAAUAAAUGCACUCUACCUUCUUUUACAACAUGACAAAAAUCAUUCUUGUCAAUCCUAUAAUAUGUUUACUAGGAUAAAUUGUGGUUAUAUCAUAUUGGUUGAUGCUUCAAAGGCUGAGAUAUUGUUACGGAUCAGAGGAAGCUUUCUUGAUGGUGGACUUGUGAGAGGAGAGGUAAAUGUAGUUUGCUGUGUGGGGGUGAGAAAUCAUCAUAGUGGGUGAGGUUUAGGCUGAGGGGAAACACCCAGAGUGAUUGUGCUGGGGAGGGUGGGGCUUACACAGCAUAGUGUUUUGUAGGACAAGAGCAGACUACUUGUAUGUGUGUUUUUAUUCCUUAAUUCUUCUGGGCGUUUGUAUAAAAUUGAAAAAUUAUAUUUGUGAAAUAAAUUACUUGGUUGCCUUCA
This is a messenger RNA of Electrophorus electricus (electric eel), 2774 nucleotides long. RefSeq names its product solute carrier family 2 member 11b (gene slc2a11b). Gene Ontology annotation, molecular function: D-glucose transmembrane transporter activity. Lineage: Eukaryota; Metazoa; Chordata; Actinopteri; Gymnotiformes; Gymnotidae. The record is from RefSeq and is a predicted model, not a curated record. Gene Ontology annotation, biological process: dehydroascorbic acid transport. Gene Ontology annotation, cellular component: plasma membrane.